AACACAGAGCAGCAUUUCCAGCGCAAGGAGAAGAGAGAAAAGUUCACUGCAGCAAUGGCAAGAACCAAGCAGACCGCUCGUAAAUCCACCGGUGGUAAAGCCCCGAGGAAGCAGCUCGCUACCAAAGCCGCCCGUAAGAGCGCUCCGGCCACCGGCGGCGUCAAGAAGCCCCAUCGUUACAGGCCCGGGACCGUGGCUCUCCGAGAGAUCCGCCGUUAUCAGAAGUCCACCGAGCUGCUGAUCCGCAAACUGCCCUUCCAGCGGCUGGUCAGAGAAAUCGCUCAGGACUUCAAGACGGAUCUGCGCUUCCAGAGCUCCGCUGUCAUGGCCCUGCAGGAGGCCAGCGAGGCUUAUUUGGUCGGUCUGUUUGAGGACACCAACCUGUGCGCCAUCCACGCCAAGAGGGUCACCAUCAUGCCCAAAGACAUUCAGCUGGCCCGCCGUAUCCGCGGAGAGCGCGCCUAAACCCGCAUCAGCCACAUCAAACCCCAAAGGCUCUUUUAAGAGCCACCAAAAUUACACUGAACGAGAUUAUUUCCAGUGCAACGCUUACUGUCAAUCGAAAAUUGUAUUAACACUAGCUGAUAUACCUCAAAUGACCAAUAAUAAUAAAAUGUAUGCGUAAAUAUUUGUUUUCAAGAAAUACAGAUUACUAAGUGUUUAAA
This is a messenger RNA of Megalobrama amblycephala (Wuchang bream), 665 nucleotides long. RefSeq names its product histone H3. Bases 55 to 465 code for a protein of 136 amino acids. The record is from RefSeq and is a predicted model, not a curated record. The transcript has a single exon. Gene Ontology annotation, cellular component: nucleosome. Gene Ontology annotation, molecular function: protein heterodimerization activity; DNA binding; structural constituent of chromatin. Lineage: Eukaryota; Metazoa; Chordata; Actinopteri; Cypriniformes; Xenocyprididae.